This is a messenger RNA of Drosophila bipectinata, 1214 nucleotides long. It is a transcript of the gene PIG-K, whose product is annotated as Phosphatidylinositol glycan anchor biosynthesis class K. Gene Ontology annotation, molecular function: GPI-anchor transamidase activity. Gene Ontology annotation, cellular component: GPI-anchor transamidase complex. Gene Ontology annotation, biological process: proteolysis; attachment of GPI anchor to protein. The record is from RefSeq and is a predicted model, not a curated record. Lineage: Eukaryota; Metazoa; Arthropoda; Insecta; Diptera; Drosophilidae.
UUUCGCAUCACAAAAAUACCUCACCCCCUGUUUGAUGUUUUGAUUUGUUUACUAUCUGUGAAAAUAUGCAAAAUAUGCAUGGAAAAUGGCUCUGGUUACUAUUAAUCUUUGUAACCAAAUGUGUAGCUGAUGGACAAGACACUUCCGUGCUGCCGGAGGGCUAUGUGGAUGCAGCACAGCGUUCGACGCACACAAACAACUGGGCGGUGCUGGUGGACGCUUCCCGGUUUUGGUUCAACUACCGGCAUGUGGCCAAUGUACUCUCCAUCUACCGUUCCGUGAAGCGAUUGGGCAUUCCCGACUCCCAGAUCAUCCUGAUGAUCGCCGACGACAUGGCAUGUAAUGCUCGGAAUCCUCGUCCCGGUCAGGUCUACAAUAACGCCAAUCAGCACAUCAAUGUCUAUGGCGACGACGUGGAGGUGGAUUAUCGCGGCUAUGAGGUCACCGUCGAGAACUUUGUCCGGCUUCUUACUGGCCGCACCCAAAACGGUACGGCCCGCUCCAAGAAACUCCUCUCCGAUGCCGGCAGCAAUGUCCUUAUCUACCUUACCGGUCACGGCGGCGAUGGCUUCCUUAAGUUCCAGGAUUCGGAGGAAAUCACCAGUCAGGAGCUUGCGGAUGGCAUCCAGCAGAUGUGGGAAAAGAAACGCUACAACGAACUCUUCUUCAUGGUGGACACCUGUCAGGCCGCAUCGCUUUAUGAGAAGUUCACCUCACCGAAUGUUCUGGCGGUGGCUAGCAGUCUGGUGGGUGAGGACUCGCUAUCGCAUCAUGUGGAUCCAUCGAUUGGCGUUUAUAUGAUAGAUCGGUAUACUUACUAUGCCCUGGAGUUCCUGGAAAAGGUGCAGCCUUUCAGCAAACGCACAAUCGGGGAGUUUCUGCAAGUGUGUCCCAAGAGAGUGUGCAUUUCGACGGUUGGCGUUCGCAAGGAUCUGUAUCGUCGGGAUCCGCACAAAGUGCCAAUUACAGACUUUUUUGGUGCCAUCCGACCCACUCGUGUCUCUACAGAUCGCAUUAAUGUCACAAUGGCCAACGAAGAUGAUUUCGUGACCAAUGAUAAGGAGUUGCCUUUAAAAAAACCAUUUAAAAUUGUUCUUGAAUCGCAGUUUCCUUCCGAAUUUUUCAAAUAGUUUUUACCAAAGAAAUGUACGAUGAAACGAAAAAUUCAUGUGAUAAUAUUAAUUUUAUUCGUAAAUACAUCAUUUCAUUAUUAA